Molecule: messenger RNA, 1127 nt
Organism: Rosa rugosa (rugosa rose)
Lineage: Eukaryota; Viridiplantae; Streptophyta; Magnoliopsida; Rosales; Rosaceae
Exons: 1
Coding region: 317-844 (175 amino acids)
Source: RefSeq, a predicted model, not a curated record
GUUUAUAAUAUAGAAAAGGGGGUGAAAUUUGCACACCCCUAAUUACAAAUGGCACACCCUUAUAUUAUUUUAAUAAUAUUUCAUCUAACAACUUUUUACUCUUCCUAAAAUACCCUAAACUCAGAUUUUUUCUUUUUUUCUUUUUGGGCCCUCUCUCUCUCUCUCCUCCAAAACCACGACCAUAUUAUCUGUAUCUUCUCCAUGUAGGAGCCCAAGCUAGUUAGAACUUGGAUGAGUAUCAACAUACACUUCCCAAUCAGUUUUCCAGCUCUCUUUCUGCCCUCAGCAAUUUUUUUUUUGGAGUCCGGAGGCAGGAAUGUUUGCAAGACUCGAAGUCGGACUGAGAAGAAUUCUCAGUCGUUGGGUCAAGGCUGGAAAGAUGAUCGAGAUCAGCGUGAUAACCGGAGACCUUCUCCUCCGAUCUGAGCCCCGCGUGCACCGGCGCUUCAACCCCCAGCUUCCCACCGAAAAUCUCGUUGACAGGGACGACGGCGGCCGCGGCGCUGGAUCCGAGCCCGCUUCCCAAAGGCAGGCCCUUCUGGAGAGAGAGGGAGAGGUCGACGGAGCGGACGCCGAGCAUCUUCAUGACCUCAAUGGCGGCGAUCCCGGGGCAGUUCCAGAUGGGGUUCUUGCUCAGCUUCUUGGAGUUGUGGUCGCCGGAGAUCUCGGAAAUGGAGAUCUCUCCGGGGAGGACUUGGGGAUCGACGGUGAGGGAGACGAAGUCGCCGAGGCCGUCGACGGCGCAUCUGAUGAAGUCAAAGCCGGGGCCGAGGUUGGCGACGGUGGCCGGGCUGAAGGCCUUGACGGUGGCGGUGUCAAGGUACCGAAACAAGAGAGGAAAUAGAGGAGAUGGUCGUGGUUUUGGAGAAGAGAGAGAGAGAGAGAGAGGGCCCAAACAGGAAAAAAAAAAUGAGUUUAGGGUAUUUUAAGAAGAGUAAAAAGUUGUUAGAGGAAAUAGUAUUAAAAAAAUGAAAGGAUGUGCCAUUUGUAAUUAGGGGUGUGCAAAUUUCACCCCCCUAUAGAAAACUGGAUAGGAGUUAAGUUGAGUGGGUCCGAUCGACCUCCUUAUUUUGUUCCCAAGAAACCUGCUGCCUAGCCCUAGCGAGGACAUCCAUCACAUUCAUAAA